UAUAGUUACAUGUGGCUCUCCUGCAUGCUCUGUAAAACUCGUCCUUUUCACAAGUCCUCUUCUUCUCUUCUUCUCUGUUUUGGUUUAGUGGCUGUCAUCGUUUGUAUUGUCCAAAGAUAAUCUACAAAAAAGAAAAAAAAGUACGGCGAGAUUUCAGAAACUCUGGCCGAUACAUCAGCGGAUUCGGCGGUGGUCGGCUCAAGAACUGCCUCCUUGUUUUCCGUCGUCAUUUCUUUUUCUUUUUUCAUUGGUUUGGUGCUUUCCAAGCUUCCUGUAGAUUACGGUUAAAGUCUUUAAUCUCUGACAAGAACAAGAAGAUGUUCAGCUGCUUUGCUGGAUUGAUCAGUAGAAAGAAAAAUAAGAGGAGUCAAAAACCUACUCCACCACCAAGAACACAGAGAAUCCUUCAGAUAAGACUAGAAGAGCCAGUGAAGCCUCUGGAGAAUGACGAGCCAAGCACCAACGUGAUCCACCACAAGUUCAUUGAUCACAAGGAAGACUCAUAUGAUGGUGAAGAUGAACACGAUGAGAACGACUCAACUCACCCUGAGUCUCCACCUAAAUUCCAAGUUCAAGAACAAGCGGUUGAGUCUCUCACAAGUAAGGAGUUAUGUAAAGAAGUGACAUACUGUUCUGAAAAUGAACAUGAUGAUGAAGAAGGAGGCCACGUCAGUGAUCCAGGCUUAGGUAGAGCCACCUCUUGGGUGGCUUCACCUAAGCUCAAACGAUCUUGCUCCACUUUAAGCAAGUUCAACGGUGCUGAUCCUAGGGCUUUCCAUGACACGAGAGAUAGCUUUGAGACCAAGUCUGUUAGGUCACAUAGAAGUGCAGAUAGAGUGAUGCUCAAGAAACAUUCAUCAAUGCAGAUACUUCCUUCAGGAAGCAGGCGUCUCUGGUGGAAACUCUUCCUCUGGAGCCAUAGGAACCUUCACAAACACCUUGUCUCCCUAAAGUCUUCAGACAAGAAUCACCAGUCUGGUUACACCUCUGACUUAGCUAGCCAUCAAGAAUCCGCAAACGACCAAUGGCCUCGUCACAAGAACCAGUGGGUAGCGUUCUCUGCUGAAUCCUCUUCUAUGAAACGAGUAGAUGAGUGGGUAAGAAGACUUGAUGUGGAGACAGUGAUUCCAGUAAACGAGGAUGAGGAUAAGCACAGCUUCAUAGCUUCUCCUAAGAUGGUGAGAUCAGCCUCAGGAAAUGUAAAUGACUCAGAGGCCAUAGUGCAUGCAAAUAGCUUAAUACAGUCGCUGAGUAAAUCCUCAAGCGUGGCUCAUAUCUCGAGCAUAGGCUUGAAAGCUGUCCCAAGCAUCUCACAUUUCACCAGCCUCAAGUCCAUUGAUUUAUCCAACAACUUCAUAGGUACGCUCGUGUAUUAAGUGUGUGUAUGGCAUGCAUGUUUGGUAAUUCGGUUCUCAAUUAGUUCGGUUCAACAUAAAUCUUACCGAAUUAAUCCAAAAGAAAGUAUGGUUAGGUAUGAUUAGUUCGGUUUUAAAUGUAUUACCAAUAUUUUUGAUUUCAGCUAUAUUUUGCUUAAACUUUAUUAAAAUUUUCUUUAAAAAAAUUAUUAAAAUUCGGAUAAAUUCUGUUAAUUUUAGUUAGUUCGGUUUAAAAUUUGGUUAGCUUGAUUAGUUUGGCUCAGAUUUUUGGCAUGAUUUUACUAUAAUUUUUUUAAAAAAAAUUAAAAGUAACUGACCGAACCGAAAACCGAUUUUUU
Molecule: messenger RNA, 1714 nt
Organism: Eruca vesicaria subsp. sativa (arugula)
Lineage: Eukaryota; Viridiplantae; Streptophyta; Magnoliopsida; Brassicales; Brassicaceae
Source: the annotation of a GenBank genome assembly